GGGCGCUGCGCAGGGGAGGGGGCGCUGCGCCGGGAGGGGGCGGGCGUCGUCCGCCCGGGAGGCUGCAGACCCCGGCUCCCGCGAGCGCCGCGCCGGGCUUCGCUGUUCCACGCGGCUCCAGCGGGGAUGGAGGACUCGGUGGCAGCGGCUGCUGCGGCGGCGACGGAGGAGCGGCUCUGAGGAGGGGACAGCGGGAUUAGAGUUCUCCAGAAUACGCAUCAUAUAGUUGGAGUGGUGAUGUCUUCCUGAGGGAACCUCCUCUCUGUCAUCGGGUCAUGCAUAGCAACUGUUCUUGACUGGGCCAUUCAUCGAAAACAGGAUUUACCCUGUGAAACAGGGAGAAGACGUAAUGGACUCCAAGCAUCAUUUCAAGUUUUAGGUUUUUUUUUUUUUUUUUUUUUGAAAGUACAGACAUACAUGCAAAGCUCUUGGGCUUUGGACCCUCUGCUUUAUUAAGGCCGCUGUGUCUCUAAUCCAAGAUUGUUCCAGUCUGUUGACCUAUCACCAUGGCUUCAGUUUGGAAGAGACUGCAGCGGGUGGGAAAACACGCCUCUAAGUUCCAGUUUGUGGCCUCCUACCAGGAGCUGAUGGUUGAGUGUACAAAGAAAUGGCAGCCAGAUAAAUUGGUGGUAGUCUGGACAAGAAGAAGCCGGAGGAAGUCUUCCAAGGCUCACAGCUGGCAACCUGGAAUAAAAAAUCCAUACCGUGGUGUGGUUGUUUGGCCUGUUCCUGAAAACAUUGAGAUCACUGUGACUCUUUUUAAGGAUCCUCAUGCAGAAGAAUUUGAAGACAAAGAGUGGACAUUUGUCAUUGAGAACGAAUCCCCUUCUGGUCGGAGGAAAGCUCUUGCUACUAGCAGCAUUAAUAUGAAACAGUACGCAAGCCCUAUGCCAACUCAAACUGAUGUCAAGUUAAAAUUUAAGCCAUUAUCUAAAAAGGUUGUAUCUGCUACUCUCCAGUUUUCAUUAUCUUGUAUCUUUCUUCGGGAAGGAAAAGCAACGGACGAAGAUAUGCAGAGUUUGGCUAGUUUGAUGAGUAUGAAGCAGGCUGACAUUGGCAAUUUAGAUGAUUUUGAAGAAGAUAAUGAAGAUGAUGAUGAGAAUCGAGUGAACCAAGAGGAAAAGGCAGCAAAAAUCACAGAACUUAUCAACACACUUAACUUUUUGGAUGAUGCACAAAAGGACUUGGCCACUGUGAAUACCAAUCCAUUUGAUGAACCUGAUGUAACAGAAUUAAAUCCAUUUGGAGAUCCCGACUCAGAAGAGCCAGUCACUGAAACAGCAUCAGCUAAAAAAAACGAAGAAUCUUCUUAUAAUAACAGCUGUAAUCCCUUUAAAGGUGCACAGACUCCACAGCAUUUGAACCCAUUUGAUGAGCCCGAACCCUGUGGAAUUAUCAAGGACUCUCCACCGCAGCCCACAAAAAGAAAAACCCUGAGACCCGUGGACAUGAGCAAGUACCUCUAUGCUGACAGCUCGAAAAGUGAGGAUGAGCUGGACGAAUCCAAUCCUUUUUAUGAGCCCAAGCCAACUUCUCCAAACAAUUUGGUCACUGCGGUUCCAGAAGGGGAGGCUGGAAGGAGAGUGAAAAGAAAGGCCCCAGCCCCGCCAGCCCUCCCGGCCACGCCCGGACUCAGCGAGCGCCCGGCGGCUCCUGCAGGGAGGGAGCGUUCCACUUCUCCCAAGCCAAGCCCAAUACCAAGUCCUGUUCUGGGGCAAAAGCCAAACGCUAGUCAGUCCUUGCUUGCAUGGUGCAAAGAAGUUACAAAAAACUACCGGGGUGUGAAAAUCACUAACUUUACUACAUCGUGGAGAAAUGGUUUAUCUUUUUGUGCAAUCUUACACCACUUUAGACCAGACUUAAUUGACUACAAGUCUCUGAAUCCUCAAGAUAUUAAAGAAAACAACAAAAAGGCUUAUGAUGGAUUUGCCAGCAUUGGAAUUUCCCGCUUACUGGAACCUUCUGAUAUGGUUUUAUUAGCAAUCCCUGACAAACUGACUGUUAUGACUUAUCUCUAUCAAAUAAGGGCCCAUUUUAGCGGUCAAGAGCUAAAUGUGGUUCAGAUAGAAGAAAACAGCAGUAAAAGCACAUAUAAAGUUGGAAAUUAUGAAACAGACACAAACAGUUCUGUCGAUCAAGAAAAAUUCUAUGCGGAGCUGAGCGACCUGCAGCGGGAGCCCGAGCCGCAGCGGCCUGCCAGCGGGGCAGUGGAUUUCCUGCCGCAGGACGACGCUGUGUUUGUCACUGAUAGUGGAGUAGGUGAGUCUGAGAGUGAGCACCAGACCCCAGAUGACCACCUGAGUCCAAGCACAGCCUCCCCUUCCUGCCGCAGGACUAAAGGUGACACAGAGCCCCACAGGUCCCAACAGGGCUCGGGAAGGACUUGGUCCGAUGACCCUGGGGUAAGUUCCAGUACAGAUGCGGCCCAGGCACUGGUUUUGUCGGGCAAGAAGAGGCUCCUGAAAGCGGAGAACUUAGAAUUAAGUGACUUACAUGUCAGUGGUAAAAAGAAGGAUGUGUCUCCACCCUCAAUUUAUGAGCAAAAGCCUCAGAUUGUAAAUACCAGCGGUGACUUGGAACAAGAGAAAAUAGAGAAUUCCAGACCUUUAGAAUGCAGAUCGGAUGGUGAAUCAGCUAUCAAAAAGCCAAGUUUAUCCCCUCCUUCUAAACUUGGAUAUUCAUACAAUAGAGAUACUGACUUCACGAAAAAAGUAUGUACUUCUCUGAGGCAGUCAGAGUCUGAUCCAGAUGCGGACAGAAACACUUUAAAUCAUGCAGAUCCUUCCACCAAAACAGUGCAGCACCGAAUGCUGUCCAGACAAGAGGAGCUGAAGGAAAGAGCGAGAGUUCUGCUUGAGCAAGCAAGACGAGAUGCGGCUGCCAAGGCCGGGAGCAAGCACGCGGGCAGCGCAGCCCCUCCGCUCUCCAGCGGGCAGCAAAGCGAUCAGCAAGAUGAAGAGAGACGUCGGCAGCUGAGAGAGAGGGCUCGUCAGCUAAUAGCAGAAGCUCGAUGCGGAGUGAAGAUGUCAGAACUUCCCAGCUAUGGUGAAAUGGCUGCAGAAAAGUUGAAAGAAAGGUCAAAGGCGUCUGGAGAUGAAAAUGAUAAUAUUGAGAUAGAUACUAACGAGGACACUCCUGAAGGCUUUGUGGUAGGAGGUGGAGAUGAACUUACUAAUAUAGAAAAUGACCUUGAUACUCCCGAACAAAAUAGUAAAUUGGUGGACUUGAAGCUGAAGAAGCUCUUAGAAGCCCAGCCACAGGUGGCAAACUCUCUCUCCAGUGCUUCCCAGAAAGCUGCAACUGAUAUCGCAGAGCAAAAGAAUGGCGUGGAAGAUCUUCGGACUGAGCGAUUACAAAAAGCAACAGAACGUUUCAGAAAUCCUGUUGUGUUCAGCAAGGAUUCUACAGUCAGAAAAACUCAACUCCAGUCUUUCAGUCAGUAUGUUGAGAAUAGACCAGAGAUGAAAAGACAGAGAUCAAUACAGGAAGAUCCAAAGAGAGGAAACGAGGAGAAGGCAACGAUAACUGAGACUCAGAGGAAGCCAUCAGAAGAUGAAGUACUUAAUAAAGGGUUCAAAGACACCAGUCAGUAUGUUGUAGGAGAAUUGGCAGCACUAGAGAAUGAGCAAAAGCAAAUUGACACCCGUGCCGCGCUGGUGGAGAAGCGCCUCCGCUAUCUCAUGGACACAGGAAGGAACACAGAAGAAGAGGAGGCCGUGAUGCAAGAGUGGUUCAUGCUAGUUAAUAAGAAAAAUGCCCUGAUCAGGAGGAUGAACCAGCUCUCUCUGCUGGAAAAAGAACAUGACUUAGAACGAAGAUAUGAACUACUGAACCGGGAACUGCGGGCCAUGCUAGCCAUCGAAGACUGGCAGAAGACCGAGGCCCAGAAGCGACGGGAACAGCUCCUGCUGGAGGAGCUAGUGGCCCUGGUGGACAAACGCGACGCCCUUGUCAGGGACCUGGACGCCCAGGAGAAGCAGGCGGAAGAAGAAGAUGAGCAUUUGGAGCGAACUCUGGAACAAAACAAAGGCAAGAUGGCCAAAAAGGAGGAGAAGUGUGCUCUUCAGUAGCCUGCACACCAGGUCUCUCAGCAGCUUAGCCUUAGGUCUCCAGGCCAGGGACAGACUGGUCGACUUAAAACUUUUUAACAUUUUGUUUGACUGGAUUGUACUUCUGGACCGCCACCCCUUUCCCUCCUCUCCAGAUAAUAUACAAAACUCCAGAUAGCUUUCAGGAUUCUUUGUGAGUUAACCAUGAAACCAUUUUUGCAACCAUGUGAAGUAAAUUUGCACAGACACCUUGCGAAUGACCAGUGAUGGAGAUGCUAACUGUCCAAAGGGGGAAGGCUUCCCUCAUCACUUCCCUUCUGUCUGGGAUGGGCGAACAUUUGAAACACGUUUGUUGUAGUAUUGUUGGUAAUAGCAUAAUGACAGUGGGUGGGGGGCAAAGGGGAAUAAGAAAAUGUCAUGAAUGAUUUUUUUCCAAUCCUGCCGUAUGUAACACUGUUACUGGAAUCUCAUCGUUAGAUCAUAUUCUGUAUAUUGACGAAACUGUGUCCAUUUGCCAGUGCGGUUUUCUGCAGCCGUUUGCAUUUCACAUAAAGAUAAUAAAGUUCCUCUCUGCUCUCCUCAGAGGAUGGCCCUUUAAGGGAGCCUGAGAUAAACCCUGUGCUUUGAAAGGUGAACUGUGAGAAUGGCCCCAAUAGCAGUGAGCAGUUUACAAAGACAGUUGUAUCAUCUGACGAUGCGCCAUCUUUUUCUCUGAAUAAUUAUUUAUUACAUCUUGCUUGGUUCCUACUUUCCAUUGGGGCUCAACAUUGGCUCAAGAAUGCUGUUAAUAUUUAUUUCUGUAUUGAUGAAAGUCUGUCUUGGCACUACAAGUAAAUCUCCAAUUACAUCUCUAGCAUAGCACUGUGUUUUGUGAAAAUGGUUAUGUUUAUUUAUUACAAUACUGAGUCAUAAAUUUUCAAUAAAAGCAGAAACUUUCUUACCUUAAA
This is a messenger RNA of Arvicola amphibius (Eurasian water vole), 4996 nucleotides long. RefSeq names its product EH domain binding protein 1 (gene Ehbp1). The transcript is spliced from 24 exons. The coding region runs from base 507 to 4070 and encodes 1187 amino acids. The record is from RefSeq and is a predicted model, not a curated record. Gene Ontology annotation, molecular function: protein binding. Lineage: Eukaryota; Metazoa; Chordata; Mammalia; Rodentia; Cricetidae.